Messenger RNA from Racocetra fulgida, 541 nucleotides. The record is from the annotation of a GenBank genome assembly. NCBI's taxonomy places the organism in Eukaryota, Fungi, Glomeromycota, Glomeromycetes, Diversisporales, Gigasporaceae.
AUGACAACAAAGAAAAAAUUAAAAUCCUUAAAAAAAUUAGACAUUGAGUAUCCUACAGAAGAGGCCGAAAUGCAGCGAAUCAUAAAAGAAGCGUAUGAAGAUGGUAAUACUAUUGUUAGAGUCAUUGGAUCUGGACAUUCUGUUCCUGAAGCAAUUCUUGAUGUUUCAGAUAUUAAAGCUGGGAAAAAGAAGGUAAUUUCAAUUAAAAAAAAAAUUGAAAUUGAUUCUGAAAACCAUACUGCAACUGUUAAAGCUGGUACACAUCUUAAUCGGGAUCCAGAAGACGUUGAAAAUUCUACACUUCAGAAUAGUUUUAAUUAUAUUAUAGAUCAAGCAGGAUAUGCUCUUCCUGAUCUUGGCGGUAUUGCUCACCAAACUGUUGGUGGUUUUAUCUCAACAGGUUCAUCGGGUGGUUCUAUAAUCCAUAAUGUUCAUGAUUCAAUCAUUAAACUCCGUAUUAUUGAUGGCAAAGGAGAUAUUCAUAACCUUUCAAUUGACGAUGCUGAUAACUCCAAGUUUCUUGCUGCAGGUGUUUCUCUAG